AUGAAUAAUUUACAUAUAUCUAAAGAAGAUGAGAAAAAUAAUAAAACAUUAACAAAUAAAAUAAACUUACAUCCUGAAGAAAGUAUGUCUACAAAUUUUAAAAAUCAUAUAAAUGAAAUAAACAAUAAAAAUGAAACUGACAAUAAUUCAUCAUUAAUUGAAAAAAAUAAAGAAUUAAAAUUUGAAGAUAUUAAAGAUAAUUUUGUUUUUGAACAGAAUAAUAGUUUUAGAAAAAAUAAUUAUAAUGAUUAUUUAGAAAAUAAAGAAAAACCACUUAACACAAUUCAUCCAAAUAAUAUUUGUCAUGAUUUAAAAAACACUCCUUUAAAUAGGAGUGAUUUAAAUGAUAAAAAAUCUAUUAAUAUAACCAAUAAUUUGAAUAUAUUAUAUAAUGAAUCAUAUAGUAGUGUAAAUAGUAAUAAUAAACUUCAAAAUAAAAACGAUAUUGAUAUAAAAAACGUAGAAGAUAUUAAUGGUAGUUAUUUUAAGCAUGAUAGUUUAUCUUAUAGUAAUGAUAAAAAUAUAUUAAAUUACUCUAAUAAAAAUGAUGAAAUAAUAAUAACAAAAAAUAUAGAAAAACCAAAUGAAAGUGAUUCUUAUAAAGAUGAAGAACAUUUACAAAAAAAUCAAAGAGAUUAUUUAGAAAUAAAAUUAAAUAAUAAAUUAGAUGAUGCUUUUUUUACGCAUGAUUUUAAACAAGGAAAAAAUAUAACGAAAAAAAAUUAUUCAUUAGAUUUAAAUAUGAAAUAUGAUAAUACUAACUAUAAGAAUACAAGUUUAAAUAAUAAUAGUAAAAAUAUGUCAUUCUAUGAUUGCAAUUCUUUCUCUAAAUUAGAUGAUAAAAUUAAUAAUCAAUUUUUGAAAUGUGAUUUACAGGAAACACAAAAUUAUCAUAUAAAUAACGAAAAAAAAGUAAAAAGUCAUAAAAAUGUUGAAGAUUAUCAAAAUAUUCCAAGUAAAGAAGUAUAUAAGAAUACUAUGUCAAAUGAUAAUGUAAAUUUUGAAAAAAAUGAAAAUUUAUUAUUAAGUAAUUUAAAUGGAUUAAACAGAAAAAUAGAAGAAAUUAGUAACACGACUUUUAAUAAUAGUUUAAACAUUUCUAGCACUAUUAACAACGACAUUGAUAAAACAGAUAACAAUAAUAAUAAUUGUAGUAAUAUCGGUAAUAGUUAUAACAAUUUUGAUAACGAUAACAUUGAUAGUAAUAAUAGAAAUAAUGAUAAUAGUAAUAAUAACGGUUGCAUCAACAAUUUAGUAAUUAAUGAAAAUGAUAACUGUAAUAUGGAUUAUAAUUUUAAUGAAAAAACAAAUUUUAAAGAUAAAUAUAAAAUUUGCAACUCUAAUAUAUUAAAUGAUAGAAAAAAUUUAGAUAAGUUGAAUAUAAAAGAAAAUGAUGAAAAAAUGACAUCAUUAAGUUUAGAAAAAGAUAGUUAUAAUUAUUUUUAUGAUUCAAGUAAUAAUUCUUUAAAUACAGAAAUAAAUAAAUUUCGUUAUGAAAAAAAAAAUAAUAUUGUUGAUGAAAACAAAGAAAACAACAAGGAUAAAAAUAUUUUUAAUAAUGAUUAUAAAGGAAAUUCAAGAUUUAAUAGUUUACAUGAAUAUAAUAUAAAUAACUCUUUUAAAAAUAAACAAAUCUUUUCUAAUGAUUUUAACAAUUCAGAUAGUAAUAUACAAUAUAAUAAAAAAAAUAAUUACGAAGAGUUGAAUGGCAAUAAUUAUAGUAAUAAAAGUAUAAUAUCAGACGGUAGUAAAAAUAAUUCUGUUAUAGAAGGAAAUGGAAUUAAUAUAAUACCAUUGGAUAACAACUUGCUUAAUGAAAAUUAUAUAAAUAAAAACAAUAUUGAAGAAAAACUUUGUGAAAAUAAUACUUCUGAAGCAAAUAAGAAAGAGGAUAUAUUAAUAAGAAAAAAGGAAGAUAACUUUGAUAAAAAAUGUAUAAAAAAUAAUUCAAUGAAUAAUUUAACAUAUUAUAAUGAUGGAAAUAUUGAUAAUAAUAAGAUAGUUAACCAUGAAGAAAAUAGAGAAUAUGGAACAAAUGAAAAAGUUAACGAUAAAAAAAUAAAGGAACUAUCUAAUGAAAUAUAUAGUGAAGAAUUUAAAAAUAAUAAUACGUCUAAUGAAUGCAAUAUGAGGAAUACAAAUUUUAUAAAAUAUGUAAAUAUAGAAGAUAAAAAAAAUAUACUAAAUAUUUCACAAAAUAAGGAAAAUAACUCUUUUCAUUUAUAUGAAUUUAAGAAUAACUGUAUUAAUAGGGAUAAUGAACAGAAAGACAUAAAAGAUAAUAAUAAUAUAUUUUCAGAAUUUAGAAAAUCUUAUGAAUUAAAUAAUUUUAAAAAUAAUAUAAAUACCUCUGGUGAUAAAAAGAAUAUUGAUGAUAUAAAUAAAUAUACAUAUAUACAAAACUCUACAGAAUUUAAUCAAAAGGAAAAUAGUGAUAAAAAUAUAAGUAAAGAUUCUAAUAACAUAAUUUAUAAUUAUAAAAAUGAAUUGAAUUAUACUAAAUUCCAUCAUAAAAAGAUAAACCAUCCAAAUAAUAUAUAUGAAAUGGAAGAUAUGAAGAAUCAUACAUAUCAAAUCUCUCAUAAAAAUGUUUAUGAUAAUGAAAUUAAGAGGAGAAACACAGAAAAUUUACAUGAUAAUUGCAUAAAUAUAAAAUAUGAUAAAGAUUUAGAAGAAAUGAAUAAAAAUAAAUGCAAGUUAAAUUAUAAUAAAUUAAAUGAAACCAAUUUUUUAAAUUGUAAAAAGAAUAACGAGAAAAACUACUCAGAAUUUUAUAAAAAUUGCAAAGAUAGUGGAAAUUAUGAAGAUUAUAACUAUAUGAAUAAUUUAGAUAAACAUAUUUUCAAAAAUGACGUAUCUCAAGUUAAGACAAAUGAAUAUUAUGAUAAUGAAGGAAAAAUAAAAGAAAGAUAUAUGGAAGAGAAAAUGCAAAAAGAAGAAGAAAAUUUUGAUUAUUAUUAUGAAAAAACAUUAGAGUUUCUUAAUGAAGAAUUUUAUAGUAAUAACAUAGAUAAUUUGAAUGAUAGAGAUAUCCUUGAAAAAACUCCUUUUUUUAAGUUGGUUAAUUUUGAAAAAAAAUUAGCUUCUGAACGUAAAAGAGUUUUAAAUUAUUACAAUGAAGAUAAAAAACAAAUUUAUUCAAAUAACAUAAAUAAGGACAAACAAUUUUCGCACAUUUUCCAUAAUAAUGAAAAGUAUUAUGAUGCAAAAGAAAUACUGGCUUACCUACUUCCAUAUCAUACUUUUUAUUUAGACAAAAUUUGUAUAGAACCAUAUAAAGAAGAUGAAAAUAUUUCAAAAAAGUUAGAAAAUGAUAUUAAAAAAAUAGAAGAAGAAAUUUAUAAAAUUAAGGAUUCUUUUUAUACUUUUACAAAUCCAUCAAUAGCAUGGAGUUUUAACAAAAUGAUUAAUAGAAUAACUAAUCAACUUAAUAAAAAAAGAAGAAUAAAAUAA
Plasmodium gallinaceum is the source of this 3453-nucleotide messenger RNA. Its product is annotated as conserved Plasmodium protein, unknown function. The transcript is spliced from 2 exons. The coding region runs from base 1 to 3453 and encodes 1150 amino acids. The record is from RefSeq and is a predicted model, not a curated record. NCBI's taxonomy places the organism in Eukaryota, Apicomplexa, Aconoidasida, Haemosporida, Plasmodiidae.